AUGCAAGCUUCUAUUCGCCUUGGCAUGCUUCUUAUUAAAUUGUCAACAUUGUCUUGGAGUAUGUUUUCCCAUUCUGCUAAUGCUGCAUCAAUAAGCUGUGCGACAUUUCCUGCAUUGUUUCGACGAGCUCUAACCCUUCUUUUGAGCUGGUCUGGUGAACAUGCAGACCAGUCUAAAACUGUGACACCUUUCGUUUUACGACAUUCUCUAGCCACUCUGCUGGUAUGGGGAGAUGCAAUAUCGUGUAUAAAGAUAAAAUUAUCCCCAAUUGCAGUUCUCCAAAACCUAACGAUUGGUUCUAGUACUAAAUCAACAUACCGCGGACCAGUUAAAGUUUGUUGA
This is a messenger RNA of Psylliodes chrysocephalus, 342 nucleotides long. Lineage: Eukaryota; Metazoa; Arthropoda; Insecta; Coleoptera; Chrysomelidae. The record is from the annotation of a GenBank genome assembly.